AUGGCAGCAAAAGAGACUCCUAGUCCAGUUUUGAAAAAUAAAGAUUUAUUAAGAGAUGCCGCUUUUAUCAACGGUCGGUGGAUCAAGGAGGCUUCAGAAUACUUUGAAGUAACUGAUCCGGCCUCUGGGAAAGUUAUUGCCAAGUUGCCAGAUCAGCCUAUCAGUGCUGUGGAAGAGGCGAUUGAUGUUGCCAAUAAUGCUUUCAAGACCUUCAAGAAUACCACGCCCAGACAAAGAUCUGCUUGGCUGAGAAAUUUAUUCAAUCUUAUGAACGAGAACCAGGAGGACUUGGCAAAAAUUCUUACAUGGGAGAAUGGUAAAGCCUUGAGCGAAGCUCGUGGUGAAAUCAAAUAUGCCGCCUCUUAUUUUGAAUGGUUUGCUGAAGAAGCUGUUAGGUCCUAUGGUGUUACUAUUCAGCCUGGAAACUGCUCGAAUAGAGCUUAUACUAUAAGGCAGCCUGUUGGGGUUUGCGGGAUGAUCUGUCCUUGGAACUUCCCAUCCGCAAUGAUUACCAGAAAGGUUGCGCCGGCUUUUGCAGCGGGAUGUACGAUCGUCUUGAAGCCUGAUUCUCAAACCCCUCUGUCCGCAUUGGCGCUUGCUUAUCUGGUCGAGAAGGCAGGAUUCCCUAGAGGUUGCUUUAAUUUGGUUCUUUCUCAUACAAGGACUCCGGAGUUUGGUUUGAAGCUAUGUGAGUCGCCAAAGGUAAAGAAAAUCACCUUCACUGGUUCAACCAACGUGGGUAAGAUUCUCAUGGAACAGUCGGCCUCCACGAUGAAGAAACUGUCUCUCGAACUUGGUGGAAAUGCGCCCUUUAUCGUCUUCGAAGAUGCGGAUAUCGAUGAAGCGGUCGAGCAAGCUCUUGCUUGCAAAUUUAGGGGUCUCGGCCAAACUUGCGUUUGCGCUAACAGGUUUUAUGUCCAAUCAAGCAUCAUCGAAGAGUUUUCAGAGAAACUAGCUGGUAAAGUUAAGAAAUUUAUUAUUGGCCCUGGCCUACAAGAGGAAACCACUCACGGUUGUUUGAUCAAUCAGAAAGCCAUUAAAAAGGUGGACGAGCACGCGCAAGACGCAAUUGAGAAAGGUGCCGAGGUAGUCCUCAAAGGUGGCCCUUUGCCUGAGAUCGGAGAAACGUUCUAUUCUCCGGUGAUUUUGACGAAAGUUCCUCACUCAGCUAAGGUAUCUAAGGAGGAAACUUUUGGUCCAUUGUGCGCUAUCUUUUCCUUCGACACAUUGGAAGAAGUAAUAGGUUAUGCAAAUGAUACAAAUGUCGGGUUGGCAUCCUACGUGUUCUCUAAGAACGUUGAUAAAAUCUACACAGUGGCUGAAGCCCUGGAGACAGGUAUGGUUUCUUGCAAUACCGGGAUUUUCUCUGACGUUGCUAUCCCAUUCGGCGGUGUCAAAGAAUCGGGUUUCGGUAGGGAAGGUUCCCUUUACGGUCUCGAGGACUACACGAUUAUUAAAACAGUUACCAUUGGUAACUUACCCAACAGAAUUUAG
Molecule: messenger RNA, 1494 nt
Organism: Torulaspora globosa
Lineage: Eukaryota; Fungi; Ascomycota; Saccharomycetes; Saccharomycetales; Saccharomycetaceae
Gene: UGA2
Product: succinate-semialdehyde dehydrogenase (NAD(P)(+))
Exons: 1
Coding region: 1-1494 (497 amino acids)
Biological process (GO): GABA catabolic process
Molecular function (GO): succinate-semialdehyde dehydrogenase (NAD+) activity
Source: RefSeq, a predicted model, not a curated record